Protopolystoma xenopodis is the source of this 348-nucleotide messenger RNA. The record is from the annotation of a GenBank genome assembly. NCBI's taxonomy places the organism in Eukaryota, Metazoa, Platyhelminthes, Monogenea, Polystomatidea, Polystomatidae.
GGUUGUCGAGCCAAUCAUGGCAUCCUCGUGGUCUGCACCAGUGGUGGAGCAUCAACAAGCACUGGAUCCGUUAUAGGUCAUGAGUCUGGCGCUGGCCUUCAAUCAACUUCUGGUUCUGGAUACCGGUCUGUGGAGUCUGCUGGCAACCCGAAUAUUAGGUCCAGCUCUAUGGUUUCGUCGGCUACGGCUUCUGCAUCUACAGGGAAUGAUCCUAUUUCCUCUGCUUCUCUACUUAAUUCUCCCUCUCGCACUUCACUCCCAACCACUGGUGCAACACCUGCUCCAAAAAAAAAAUAUUUCUACGAGGUUAUAGUUCGAGAGCUGCUGCCUGGACCCUUAAGUGAGUAA